Messenger RNA from Numida meleagris (helmeted guineafowl), 1349 nucleotides. RefSeq names its product carbohydrate sulfotransferase 14 (gene CHST14). Gene Ontology annotation, molecular function: sulfotransferase activity. The record is from RefSeq and is a predicted model, not a curated record. NCBI's taxonomy places the organism in Eukaryota, Metazoa, Chordata, Aves, Galliformes, Numididae. Gene Ontology annotation, cellular component: membrane. Gene Ontology annotation, biological process: dermatan sulfate proteoglycan metabolic process; carbohydrate biosynthetic process.
CGGGGACGCCGCGAAAUGGCCGCCGGCCCCCAGCCCGCCUCUGCGGCCGUCACUGCCGGCUGCCGCCCCGCCUCGCCCUCCUUCCCCGCCGCCGGCUGCUAGCCCCUCUCCCCGGCAUGCGGGCGGCGGAGGCUGAGGCCCGGCCCGUCCGAGGCCAUGUCCCCGCGGGCCGCCUUCCCCGGGGAGGUGCGGCGGGCGGCCGCCUCGGCGUGCAGCCGGUCCCGCCUGCGGAGCGGCAGCACGGUGCUGCUGCCCUCCAUGCUGAUGUUCGGCGUCAUCUUGGCCUCUAGCGGGCUCCUCUUGAUGAUCGAGAAGGGCAUCCUGGCCGAGGUGAAGCCGCUCCCGCUACACCCGUCGGCCGGGGAGGUUUCCCGGCGGGUGCAGGCGCACGGAGGAGAUCUGGAGCUCGAGGUGCUGCGGGACAUCCGCAACCGCACCAUCCGCUCGGUGUGCGGGCAGCGGGCCAUGCCCCGCAGCGUCUGGGAGCUGCCGGCCGGGCAGCGGCGGACGGUCCUCCGGCACCUCCUGGUCAGCGAUAAGUACCGCUUCCUCUACUGCUACGUGCCCAAGGUGGCCUGCUCCAACUGGAAGCGCAUCCUGAAGGUGCUGGACGGGGCGCUGGAGAGCGUUGAUGUCAAGCUGAAGAUGGACCACAAGAGCGACCUGGUGUUCCUGGCGGACAUGAAGCCGGACGAGAUCAACUACCGCCUGAAGAACUACUACAAGUUCAUCUUCGUGAGGAACCCAGCUGAGAGGCUGCUGUCGGCCUACAGGAACAAGUUUGGGGAGAUCAAGGAGUACCAGCAGAAGUACGGAGUGGAGAUAGUCAGGCGGUAUCGGAAGAACGGGGGGAAGUCAGCGGGCGACGACGUGACCUUCUCCGAGUUUCUCCGCUACUUACUGGACGAGGAGGUGGAGAGGAUGAACGAACACUGGAUGCCCAUCUACAACCUGUGCCAGCCCUGUGCCGUGCGGUACGACUUCAUCGGCUCCUACGAGCGGCUGAACGAGGAUGCCAACCAUGUCCUGGAGCAAGUUCAGGCACCGUCCUUCAUCCGCUUCCCCGAAAGACAGUCGUGGUACAAGCCCGUGACGGCAGAAACGCUCCAUUACUACCUGUGCAACACCCAGCGCAAGCUGAUAAAAGAGCUGCUCCCAAAGUACAUCCUGGAUUUCACUCUCUUUGCCUAUCCCCUUCCAAACAUCACCAGCGAGUUCUGCAGGCAGUGAGGUGGUUUUUUGCUUCAGGAUCUGGUGUAAACUCUGCAAGGUUUCACUAAGACAGCCGCAGGGCAGGGGAAGUUCAGGUUGGAUACUAGGAAAACUUUCUUCUCCAAAUUUCUUCUCCA